Colossoma macropomum (tambaqui) is the source of this 1070-nucleotide messenger RNA. It is a transcript of the gene thyn1, whose product is annotated as thymocyte nuclear protein 1. The record is from RefSeq and is a predicted model, not a curated record. Gene Ontology annotation, cellular component: nucleus. Lineage: Eukaryota; Metazoa; Chordata; Actinopteri; Characiformes; Serrasalmidae. The transcript has 7 exons. Bases 178 to 867 code for a protein of 229 amino acids.
GCCCCGAGCUUCGGACGUCAUUGGUCACAUGAUCAUUGUAGAACGAAUCAAGCACCGACACAGUGAUUCGAAGCAAUGGGUUUCAUUUUUUUGACACACCCCUCGAAGCUUCAGACUCAAGGGUCCCAUCACUCAUAUUAGCCCCUGCUGAACUUGUGGCUCUAUCUGUGUGGAAAAAUGGCACCCAAGCAGACACCGCGAGGAGCAGCCAAAACUAAUACAGAAAGUGAAGCCUGUCCUGAGGGAGAUGCUGUUCAGAUGGAACCUCGGAAAAGAAAGAGAGCAGCACCUGCAGAAAAGCCCCAGGACCAGAAAAAACAGAAAAGUGGCAGGUCAUCAGGCACGACCUUCAGUCACUGGCUGAUGAAGUCCGAACCUGAGAGUCGAAUUGAGAACGGAGUGGACGUGAAGUUUGGAAUCGAGGACCUUAAAGCUCUCCCCAAUCAAACCAGCUGCUGGGAUGGAGUGAGGAAUUAUCAGGCUCGUAACUUCAUGAGGGAUAUGAAAGUGGGCCAGCAGGCUUUCUUCUACCACAGUAACUGUAAAGAGCCUGGCAUUGCUGGUAUAAUAAAGAUUGUGAAGGAGGCCUAUGUUGACCACACACAGUUUGACAAGAAAGGUCUAUAUUACGAUCCCUCCAGCAAACCAGAAAAUCCCAAGUGGAGUAUGGUGGACGUCAAGUUUGAGAGGAUGACCAAACGCUUCAUUCCGCUGGCGGAGUUGAAGAAGUAUCACUUGCAGCACAAGAGCAAUGGUGGCCCACUCAGCAACAUGGCCCAGUUCACCAGGGCUAGGCUUUCAGUUCAACCUUUAACAGCAGAGGAAUUCGACUUUGUCUUGAGUUUGGAAGAUACUGAUGCAAUAUGAAAAAGACUGGGAAUCAAUUUAAAAUGCACUCUGUUCAGUUACAAUACUGUUAAUGCAAGUCUUCUAAGAUUUUACAUGCCUCUCUCUGGAUAUAUAACCAGACACUGAACUAAUCUCUCAAUUGUUGGUACAGUCCAUGGGCAAAUGUAACCACUUAAGAUUGUUAAUAAAAUAAUUUUGGUAUAUUAAACUUUAUAAAGGUU